Messenger RNA from Melanotaenia boesemani (Boeseman's rainbowfish), 1739 nucleotides. RefSeq names its product protein-lysine 6-oxidase-like. Lineage: Eukaryota; Metazoa; Chordata; Actinopteri; Atheriniformes; Melanotaeniidae. The record is from RefSeq and is a predicted model, not a curated record. Gene Ontology annotation, biological process: peptidyl-lysine oxidation. The transcript has 9 exons. The coding region runs from base 1 to 1557 and encodes 518 amino acids. Gene Ontology annotation, molecular function: protein-lysine 6-oxidase activity; copper ion binding.
AUGUUCUUUUUGUCCAUUUUUUCUUUCUUUCUGUUGCUGUUGCAGAAUGUUAAGUUUAUUAUUAAUACUGACUACUUUUACUCAGCAAACGCCCCCUGUGUAACGGAUAACCACGGAUUAUUUCCCCUCAUUUGGGGGCAGCAGCGCACAACUGGCCCCUGGCGGCAUCGCAUUCAGUGGGAGAACAACGGGCAAGUUUACAAUUUAUUGAGCACUGGAUCAGAGUAUCAGGCCCCGAUUCAGUCCAGAAGCCAGUCGAAGGUGAGCAGUAGGAAGGAUGGCACCAUUAGUCAUAUGCCGGGGGCGCUUGGAAGAGCCAGAGAGGCCGAGUCCAGCCACUUAAGAACUGAUCAACGAGUAGAGCAACGAUCUUCUGCACUUGGACAAAAUAUUGGACAAUAUGUAUCCGUUAUUAAUGGUCCGUUGUCAGGUGCCAGACAGCGGCCUGAAAGCCCUUAUGGCACAGGAGUUAUGGGCUAUCCAGGUGCGCAGCGCUUUGAUGCUGAAUACAUCAAUGCCUCUUCACCGGGGAGUUCACCAGGCUUUAUAAGCAGGAGAGAAGGUGUGGAUAAUACUGCGCUGUACACCAGAGGAGGGGAUCCAGUCCCUGGUGUGCAAAACCAGCAAAUGCGCACUGUUCCAGAAGCGUUGCCGGUCUCCAGGCAACCUGCGCAUACGGAUCAGUCUAUCACGGCUCAUCCCUCGGGUCUGGAAACUGAGUCGGAUAAUCCAGCUACGUUUCCUACAGCAAGCGUGGAUGCUUCAAACGAGGCCACCGUUGAUGGAGAUGGCAUGGUUAACGACGACCCUCGAAACCCAUUAAAAAACCACAGGAACUCGGUUUUUUACAACAUGCAUCCCACAAGAAGCAGGCAAGUGGCCCGCCCGCACCGUCUGCCUGGCACAGGGUAUGGAACAAGAUAUUUCCAAAAUGGACUACCAGACCUUGUGCCAGACCCAUAUGCCAUCCAGGCAGGUGCUUAUAUCCAGCGCAUGCAAAUGUAUGCGCUCCGCUGUGCGGCUGAGGAGAACUGUCUGGCCAGGUCGGCUUAUGCACCCACUGUGCGAGACAUCGACUUCAGAAUCCUGCUGCGAUUUCCACAGAAGGUGAAGAACCAAGGAACCGCUGACUUCCUUCCUUUCAAGCCCAGAUAUCAGUGGGACUGGCACAGCUGUCACCAGCACUACCACAGUAUGGAUGCCUUCAGUAACUACGACCUGCUGGACACCAUUACGGGACGUAAAGUUGCUGAGGGACACAAGGCAAGUUUCUGUCUAGAGGAUACGGGCUGUGACCCUGGAUUCAGGCGGCGCUACGCUUGUACAUCCCAUACACAGGGACUGAGCCCAGGGUGUCAUGACACCUAUGCUGCCAACAUAGACUGUCAGUGGAUUGACAUCACUAAUGUGCCUCCAGGAAACUACAUCUUGAAGGUUACAGUCAAUCCUAAUUUCCACGUCCUGGAGUCAGACUUUACCAACAAUAUUGUGAGAUGUGAUAUAAUUUACACAGGAAUUUAUGUUCAGACACGCAACUGUCGAAUAACAAGGGGUUGAAAUCUUCAUUUCCCUGUAUCUCCAACUGCACUGAAUAUCAAAACACUAACAAAAAGUGCAGCAGGUAAAGUUUGCAUUACAAGUGUAUUUCCUGCAGUUAAGGUUCAAGUCAAAUUCAUUGGUAGUGAAUACAAAAUCAGUGUAAAACAAUCCUGUAAAUGAAACUAGUAACUAAUUAUGUA